Cyprinodon variegatus (sheepshead minnow) is the source of this 1594-nucleotide messenger RNA. It is a transcript of the gene dap, whose product is annotated as death-associated protein. The record is from RefSeq and is a predicted model, not a curated record. The transcript is spliced from 4 exons. Gene Ontology annotation, biological process: cellular response to amino acid starvation; apoptotic signaling pathway; negative regulation of autophagy. The coding region runs from base 153 to 470 and encodes 105 amino acids. Lineage: Eukaryota; Metazoa; Chordata; Actinopteri; Cyprinodontiformes; Cyprinodontidae. Gene Ontology annotation, molecular function: death domain binding.
AUCACGCAUCAUUUCUAAACAAUGCUCAGGAAAAAGCCACGUUGACGAUCCAGAUAGCAGAGUAGUGCACAGUUUCGGUCAGAAUAAGACAGGGAUUUACUUUGUUGGACGGUUCGGUUCCUGUUCGCAGCAGAUUGUACAUCAGAGCAGGCAUGUCGUCGCCCCCAAAGGAGAAGGUGGAAACCAAAGGCGGACAUCUCCCUGCAGUGAAAGCAGGAGGGAUGAGGAUAGUGCAGAAGCAUCAGCCUACUCCUGCACCAGAGCCGCCUCAGAAAGACGACGAUGAGGAGGAGUACGUCAGCGCCAGCCCACCAAAGGCCCCAGUGAUUGUGUCUGGAGUAGUCACAAAGGGCGAUAAGGACUUCACGCCUGCCGCUGCUCAGGUGGCCCACCAGAAGCCCCAGCCUGGUGUCCCCAAGCUGCCCCCCGCGCAGCACAUCAACCAGCACAUCCACCAGCCCCGCAAGUGAGCAUUCAAGCAGGCCCCAGCCGCCACGCUUUACUCCACCAGCCAGCCUUCCCAAUGGAACACGUAGGAUAAAGAUGGUUCCCAUCCAGGGCACAGACCUCUGCUCAAUGAUACCAGUAAUUUUUGUUUGCCUCUUGCUUUUACAUGUUUGAGAAAAGUUUCAGCAGUUGAUGCUACAUGUCAGUGCAGAUAUUUGUCAACGCCCAGCUGCUUGUACCCUGCUGCAUCGGUGCUGCACUACUGUUUCUGCACUUUCAUGACCUCCCCUCCACAGGGAUUGUUCAAUAGCUCAUCAGUCUUAACUUGAAAUAAACACUUUUCUAGCAGCAGGGAAACGAAACACAAAUCUAACUCUUCUUUGAGCUUAAACAGCCAAUCAACUCCUCUUCUGUCCUAUAAUAAAUCCCAUAGACCAAACAAAUGAUUUCAGCGCAGCAUGUUAUCAGUUUUAACAGCAAACAGAUAAGUUAUAAUGCACGUUUACCAGCAUAUCAAAUGUAAACGUGACCCAGUGAAGGUAUGAUUACUGUAUAAUAGAAAGUAUUAAGGAAUCAGAGCAUGUGUAAACAAUAUAGAAGCAUUCGAUUUAUUUUUGUGUGCUGUCCUAAUGCAACAACUAAUGCUAAGAUGCAAAUGCUAAGAUCACUAAAUCUAACCAAAAAAGAGAAAAAAAAAAUCUAUAUUUCUUUAUAAAUGCAAACAAAAAUAAAAUGCAUGAUCUCGCUGAUUUCUUUGCAUAUGUACGUUUUGGACCACAACAAAGCACAUUGUGUUUAUUCUCAUUUAACAAUCUCGUCCUCUUCCUCUCUACUUCAGAAGUGGGUUUUAAAGCCCCGUUCCUGACUGCGUUAACCAAUGUCCAUUUUAUCUUUGGCACGCUGGAAAUAACACCAAAUAAAAAGUCACUAAAUGGAAAGGAAAACUACUUCUGGGAAACAACUGGAUGAUGCUUUUAGUUUUGUCUAAACAUUGAAGGAAGGAGGAGUUAAUCGAAUAGAGAUAUUGGGAGGUGAAGGAUAUUAUGUGUCUCAUUAGAAGAAUCACACAACAUUCCAUUCAUCAGUUUUCCACCUGUUUGAUCUGGAAUAAAGGGAUUUUUUUUUUGCAUUUUAGCAACAGAAACCC